AUGAAAGAUUGUUUCGCUAAAGAAUUGGCAGCACAACAAGGCAAAUCUGGACAAGCUGCUCCUUCAAAGAAAAAUAAAUAUAUUCAUUUCGAUUCAAUGCUUUUCCUAAUUCCUUCCAUGCAGAAACGAGAAACGAGCGGUAAUCUAUCAUCGCCUAAUUCUACUCAGGAUGCAAAUACAUCAUCGGAUUUUUCUACUCAGGGUAUAACAUUGUCUACUACAGCUCAGAAUUCACAACUAACUAAUAACAAUAGAACACCACUGCGAAAGAAGAACUGUUCUCGAGACAACAACAAUUAA
Molecule: messenger RNA, 300 nt
Organism: Parnassius apollo (apollo)
Lineage: Eukaryota; Metazoa; Arthropoda; Insecta; Lepidoptera; Papilionidae
Source: the annotation of a GenBank genome assembly